This is a messenger RNA of Adineta steineri, 1296 nucleotides long. The record is from the annotation of a GenBank genome assembly. Lineage: Eukaryota; Metazoa; Rotifera; Eurotatoria; Adinetida; Adinetidae.
AUGGAGUCUGACCAAGAUAGUGAUGAUUGUGAAUAUGAAAUGACGGAACAACGAACGAAUGAACGUCGAAUUGAGCGACAAUUAGAUGAUUUUCGUGUAAAAUGGAAAACAGAAAUUCAACAAAGAACUGUCUAUGGACAUGUUCUCAAUGAUAAACAAAAAGAGCAACAAGAGGAAGCUAUUAAUAAUGAGGAACAAGCUAAACAUUUUUUUGAACGUGCUACAGAAUUAGAACGUGAAGGAAAGUUAUACGAUGCUAUAAAAUAUUAUCGAGCAGCAAUGCAAUUAGUACCUGAUAUUGAAUUUCGUAUGGCUCGAAAAGGACAACAACAAACCACAACAACAACGGAAUUCAAUUCCAAAGAAGGAAAUAUUAAUGAAGAUCUACAUACAAAUGAAGCAUGUGACGAUGAAAAUAAUCUUAUUGAUUCAUUACAACUUGUCAAUGUAGAUGAUAAUGAACGUUCAAUUAUAUGUACGAAAAAUUUUCCUCAACAAGCUACACAUAUGUCAUGUAUACCAUCGGAAGUAUUAAUUUAUAUAUUUCGUUGGGUUAUAUCAUCUGACUUAGAUGUUCGUUCAAUAGAACAAUGUGCACGUGUAUGUCGAGGUUUUUAUAUAUGUGCACGUGAUCCUCAACUAUGGAAAAUGAUUUGUUUUAAAACUUGGGGUGUUAAUACUGGAAAUUCAUCUGUACAUAUUAAUUGGCGUCAUAUGUUUAUUAAUAGACCACAUGUCGUUUUUAAUGGUGUGUAUAUUAGUCGAGCAUCAUAUAUUCGUCAAGGUGAACAAUCUUUAGAUACAUUUUAUUCACCAUGGCAUCUAGUUGAAUAUUAUCGAUAUAUGCGUUUUUUUCCUGAUGGUGUUGUUUUAAUAUAUACAAGUGCUGAUGAACCUCGUACAACAGUUGCUCGUUUAAAAAGUCGAUAUUCAAUUCGUGAUCCAUCACUUAUUUUUGGAAAUUAUCGUUUACAAAAUAAUCGAGUCGUAAUUGUAGCAAAACGUACGGCUCAACGUUCUACUACUAUGAAUAAUCCACAAAGACGUGCUGGCAAAGAUUUGUCAUUAUCUGAUGUUGAACAAACUAUGAAUAUGGAAUUUGAAAUGUCUGAUGUUGGAAAGAAAAAACAUCAUCAACUUAUAUGGGCACAUUAUGAGAUUCGAUUUACGAAUAAACGAACAAGUGAUGAACGUUCUACAGUACUUAAUGUAACUAAUGAUCGUCAUACAUAUCCACCAUUAAUCUUUUCACGAGUUAAAAGUUACGUUCUCUCAGCAGAACAACCUCUUAAAUGA